CUCGACACCGCCAACAGGGAUGCAGCGAGGGCGCAGCGCAGCCUGAAAAUGGCACCACCACGCGUCCUGUGGAUCUAUCCAUCCCUUUUCCUCCUGUCCUCCCUGCUUCUUUUUCACGCACUGUCGCCGUGUCGAGCCUUACGGAAUUACCCGGAGAAUGAAGUUACGUUGCUGGAUUCCAUGUCAGCUUUGGCCGACCUGGGCUGGGAGGCUUACCCUAAUGAGGGGUGGGAGGAGAUCAGUGUGAUGGAUGAGAGAAACACCCCAAUGAGGACCUACCAGGUGUGUAACGUCAUGGAGGCCAACCAGAACAACUGGUUGAGGACACGUCACAUCAGCCGAGAAGGAGCGCAGCGCGUCUACAUUGAGAUCAAGUUCACCCUGAGGGACUGUAACAGCCUGCCCGGGGUCCCUGGUACCUGCAAAGAGACAUUCAACAUGUACUACUAUGAGUCUAACAAUGCCAACCUGUGGUUCAUCAAGGAGAGCCAGUACGUCAAGAUCGAUACCAUUGCAGCAGAUGAGAGUUUUACACAGGUGGACGUUGGCGACCGUGUGAUGAAACUCAACACGGAGGUGCGUGACAUCAGCAACCUGAGUAAAAAGGGUUUCUACCUGGCCUUCCAGGACCUGGGGGCAUGUAUCGCCCUGGUCUCAGUCAGGGUCUUCUAUAAGAAGUGUCCCCUCACUGUGCUCAACUUGGCCCAGUUCCCCGACACGAUAACAGGCGGAGACACAGCGCUGGUAGAGGUCCACGGCAUGUGUGUUAACUCCUCUGAGGAGUUUGAAGCUCCCAAGAUGUACUGCAGUGCAGACGGAGGCUGGCUGGUUCCCAUUGGGAGGUGUGUGUGCAAACCAGGCUUCGAAGAGAACAAGGACGUCUGCCAACCGUGCAGACCUGGUACCUACAAAGCUUCGGCCACAGAUGCCUACUGCACCAAAUGUCCUCCUCACAGCUCGUCCUCGCAGGAGCAAGCCAUCGAGUGUGCUUGUGAGAAAGGUUUCUACCGCGCUGAAACCGACCCACGAUCCAUGGCUUGCACACGUCCUCCAUCUGCUCCAGAGAACCCCAUCUCCACGGUGAACGAGACCUGCGUCACCUUAGAGUGGUCGCCACCCAGAGACACGGGAGGCCGGGGAGACAUCACCUACAGCCUCCACUGCAGGAAGUGUUCUGGUGAUGGCAGGAAGUGCAUGCCAUGCGGUGGCAGCGUCCAUUUUGUUCCCAGACAGUUUGGUCUAUCGUCAGCUACCGUGCUGGUCACCGACCUGCAGCCAGAUUCCAACUACAGCUUCACUGUUGAGAGCCAGAAUGGCGUGUCAGACUUAAGUCCCACACCCAGAGGAACAGUAGUCAUCAAUGUCACUACAUCACAGACAGUGAGCGUGGUGUUGAAGGAGAGGCGGAGCAAGGACAGUGUGACUUUGGCCUGGCAGGGUCCAGAGAGACCCAACGGCGCGAUAGUGGAGUAUGAGGUCAUCUACUAUGAGAAGAAUCAGCGGGAACAGAACUACACAGUCUUGAAGACUCGCUCCAACAUGAUGACAGUGGACGGGCUCAAACCAGGGACCACCUAUGUGUUCAGGGUCAGGGCUCGAACCGACGGGGGCUAUGGGAGUUACGGUGGAGAGAUUGAAUUAGAAACCAGCCACGAAGAUGUUUUUGCUAUCGGGGACCCUAACCAGUCCACCAUUCUGGCUGUGUCCAUCGCUGGGGGAAUAGUUCUCCUCAUCUUCCUGGUGACUUGCUUCGUUGUCAGCGGAAGGCACUGUGGAUAUAUCAAAGCCAAGCAGGACCCUGACGAAGAGAAGAUGCAGUUCCAACAUGGCCGAGUCAAGCUUCCAGGCAGCAGGACUUACAUCCAUCCUCACACCUAUGAAGACCCCAACCAGGCUGUCAGGGACUUCGCGAAAGAGAUAGAUGCUUCUAAUAUUCGCAUUGAGAGAGUCAUUGGAGCUGGAGAGUUUGGGGAGGUGUGCAGUGGUCGGCUGCGUGUUCAGGGAAAGAGGGAGAUCUACGUGGCCAUCAAGAGUCUGAAGGCGGGGUACUCUGACAAACAGAGGAGGGACUUCCUGUCUGAGGCCUCCAUCAUGGGACAGUUCGACCAUCCGAACAUCAUCAGGCUGGAGGGCGUCGUCACAAGAUGUAAGCCAGUGAUGAUCAUAACAGAGUUCAUGGAUGGACGGCUCCAGAGGCCAUCGCCUACAGGAAGUUCACCUCAGCCAGCGACGUGUGGAGUUACGGUAUCGUCAUGUGGGAGGUGAUUUCAUAUGGAGAGAGACCCUACUGGGAGAUGUCCAACCAGGAUGUCAUCAAAGCAAUAGACGAGGGCUACCGUCUUCCCGCUCCAAUGGACUGUCCUGUGGUGCUGCACCAGCUCAUGUUGGACUGCUGGGAGAAGGGACGCAGCGACAGGCCAAAGUUUGGACAGAUUGUCACAAUCCUGGACAAGCUCAUCAGAAACCCAGCCAGCCUCAGAGAGCUGGCCAAUAGCUCAGCAUGCAGGGAGGACCCGUCCACCCCAGAGUUCAGUGUGAACACAGUGGAUGAGUGGUUGGAGGCCAUCAAGAUGGGCCAGUAUAAGGAGAGCUUUUCCAGUGCUGGAUAUGUCAGCUUGGACUCAGUCCUCUACAUCAGUGUCAGUGAGUUGGCUAAGAUGGGUGUGAAUCUGGCUGGCCACCAGAAGAAGAUUUUGUCCAGCGUGCAGAGCCUGCAGACCCAGGGGACGCACGUCCAAGUAUAACAGUUUCCACAUAAACUCACAGUGAGACAGAGCCAAAAUGGAUGCUCCUGUGAAGAGUUUCCCCACUGAAAUGGAGUUGUAAUGGAUACUCUGUGCUCGGGCCUCCAUUGAUUUUGAGACACACUGAGAUGGAGACAACAUGGACGCUUGACUCCUUCACCUUCUCGCAGUUUCACCAUUCUUCCCAUCCUCGAUGGGCACUACCGGCUUUAGCACUCAGAGUCCCAGCAACACAACCACCAUUUUGGAGCAACAGAGAGACACAUGUCCAACAACAAGGCCACAUCUAGAGCAUCUCAGACCAUUUCACAUCAUAUCAGCUCAACAAAAGAAGAAGAAAAGAUUUUUAACAAAUGAAAUGACAAAAAAACAAAAUAAAUUAGAAUAUAAUUAUCAUCACUGUCUGUGAGGUGUACAGUUGGUUUUUACUGUCAUUUUGUUUCUGGUUUAAGUUUUCACGUUGAAGAGUUUAAAAAGGGUCAGAAGAAAUGUAUAUGUGUAGAUAUAUGUUUAUAUGGGCUGUGUGUCCCACAACCGUAGAGAUGGACCUAAUGUUUGUAUUGGUGGUGAGGUUUAUAUCGCUCAACCUUAAUAGGAGUUAUUACCUAGUACACGUAUGGCCCCUUCCAUUGCUUUCUGCAUACAGAAACUGCAUACAGAAAGCCAAUGAAUUAGCUGCGAUUCUAAAAGACAUGAAUGUGUUGGGUGAGGGGAACAGAAAAUCUGGACCUUUAGAGAUAGAGAGGGAUGUAGAUUUUGCUUGCUCAUGUAGGAUGGAAGUGAUGAUUCAUUUAAAUAGUGUAUUUGACCAGGACAAGGGCUUCCCUAGCGACUGAUCUCAGACACACUUCCAUAGCAACUAGACCCAGUGCACGUUUGCUAGUCUGUUUGCACUUAAGAUGUAACUGAAUGCAAAGAAACAGCAGAAACUGCUUAAAGUGCAGUUAGCACACAGAGACAUUUUUACUCUUCCAUAAAUGACUGUCUAUUCCAAACAACAUCAUCUAUUCAGCUGUUACAGUAUGAUGUUGUUGGGAAUAUUUUAGCCUAAGAGUCUGCCUUCCUAUGUUUCAGGUGUGUUAAGAAAGUUAUAGUGUUUUGUGUAGAGUAAAGGUGAUGCCAAGGUCAUGAUAGAGUUGACACUGUUAAGAACGUGUAACUUGUUUUUUCAGUGUUGUGCCAUGUACAGUAACCUUGAAAUGUUCAUCUGGGUAACAUAACGCCAUUAUUACCAUACUCUUUCCUUCAAUCAGUUCCCAUGGCUGGAUGGUAAAACAAGGCCACGAUAAUUGUAGUGUUCUGUCCAAAUAGUCUGCUCGAUGAAAAGGAGCAUCAGAAAGGACCCUUUUUUUUUAAACAAGAUGAAAUAAACGCAGUGUUGAUUUUGCAGCUUUGCCACCACGAUAGGGUAAAUUUCACUUUGAAAAAAACUGUGUGUCUUGAACUGUCCCACUUUGUUGUUAUCAGUCAUGCCAACCUAUUUCAAGCACUCCUAGUUUCAAACCAGUACCCAUAAGGUAAAUUCUGAAAACAGUGUUUACAGCAAAUACAUUGGUUUGGUGGUUUUUCCUUAUCAGAAGGAAACUGCUGCUUAUCACAUUAAAAGGUUAAAUAUGAUGGGACCCUCUUUGUGUGCACUGCAUUAAUAGCACUGAACCUGCUUUAGUGUAUUCCCAAACUCAGUUUUAAUAUAUGUGGUACUCUAUAGGACCAACAGUGGCAAAAAGUACAGUAUAUAUGAUUGUAUCAUAGUGUAAAAUAUGUACAGUGUUGAUUUCCAAUGUUAGAAUGUUUGUAAUGAUAACAAUGAUGAUGACUAUGAUGUACUUUUAUUGUGAAAAAGAGAUUUCUGAAGUACUCGUUCAGGGGCGGGUCAUACGGGAGAAAAAGUGAAGGGAGGUGAUUCAUUGGUCUGAACAAAGGAAUGUAGCAUGGUGCAAAGCUUCAGCUUUGAUUGACAGGUGACAGUGACUGCAGUUUCUAUCAUAGUGUUAGAAUGAGUAGAAUGGACUUCUUUCAUUGAUACACUGGCUUAAUUUGAGUAAUUAGUAACAGUAAUUACAUGCACUUUUUAAGCCUGUGUCCGCCUACAACACAACUUGUAAAAAAGGCUCGUUUGGAAGAGAAAGGGAUGGAAGCACGAAGGUUGAGAUAAGUCCUCUGAUCACAAACUGAACAUUAGUUAAACCACUCCCCCAAGCUGAAAUUGUCCAAUCAUAGCUUAGCAACAUAACUAGACACAGACCUGUCAAGCUUUGCAUUUUUCCACAUGCUGAAGCGAUUUGCAUGUAGUAAGAUCAUACCGUGGCAUUCAAAGAUGGUGGCUUUUUUCAGCUUUUCCAAAACACAAAAUACAACAGCAAAAGUGUAAAGGAUUGAUUAAACAAUGUGUUUGUCUGUUCUAAUGUAAGCUGCAAUUAUUACCAUGUCUGGCUACUUAGCUAACCACCUACAGUAUAACCAAGCAUUACUUCCAAGGUUGAACUAGCUUACAUAUGUUUGUGGGGUUACAGGUUAUGAAAAUAAAAGCCCUGUUCACAACUUGAAUCAGAUGUUGCCAUCAGUGUUUAGGGUAACUUGAGCAGCUUUGUCCUGCUCCUUAUUGGAUUUGGGAAAGUUUACAUCCCAAAAACUGUAGUCAGCGUUACCCGAGAUAGUGUCACAUCUGUCAAACACAGUGGUUAAUCCUCACCCUUAAAGCCUUUUCUGAUACUAACUUUUUGCCUGGGACAUUCAGUUGAGUCUUUCAGCACUAUAUCAUGUAGCCAUCGCAUGCAUAUUUAAGACACUUUUUACAGGGUUUUCCUUUUAAAACAAGUGAGUUCGAAAUAUUAAAAAGUCAGUCAGAAACAGCAUUUUAACCAUCUCACUGACUAACUGAGUUAGCUAGUUACAGCUAAUAAAAUAGGGCAGUGACAGUUGUCCUUAUACCUGGAAAACUGAUGUUCGGUGGCUAGAAAUAAAAAGUCUGAAAUCAAGGACCCAAUCCUUUAAAAUAAUUUUGAUGGUAAAUCUACCAUGAUUAUUGUAAAUUAUAUAAUAUGCCUAGCUUGACUGGCAUAGCAACAAGUAACUAAGGGGGCGGGGCUUAGUCCACAGAAAAUUUCAGCCACUAAGGCUUACUUGUGUUUUUUGGUCAAAUAAUGGCACGAAAAAUAUGUUUAAAUACAGAAGGCAUACAAAUAAAUGUUAACAGCUAAAAAAAAAAAAAUCCAGAAAUUAAAUACUGUUUGCCAAACCACUGAUGCCACACUCAAAAACACAACACACAGAGUCUGAGACAGUUAGUACAUUCUACUCUUGCUAACUCUAUGAUUUCACUCUAGCGGACUACCCUUGACCGCUGGCCUUUUAGAUGCCUUAUUUACUGAGCUAUUGUUCAUUUCUGUUGCCCUAUAGAGGCGAUAUUAAGAGUGAAGUGUAUGUACAGGUAGUAUUUAUCUGUGUUCUUAAGAUGACCUCACAUCAAUACCCUGGUUUUGUAACAUCCCAGAGACCCCCCUCCAACAGCACAUUCACUUUGAUUCCUUCUAAACCUGAAAAUAAUACAUAAAUAAAAAGCGGAUGACCUGUAUAAGCUGAUAAAGAAAUUGACAGAAUGGUUCUUAUUUGUUUAAGUCAUAUAAGAUAUUCAAUGAUAAAAAAUAAAUGCAGAUUAUGGAUGUGGUUUGAUUACAAUUUGAAAGACUUUAUUUGGCUGCAAAAUGCGCAAAAUUCCUUAUGCUACACAAGAUUAGAAAAAGACCCAAAAACAAUGGUGCAUUGCAACAACAGCAAGCAAGUGUAUUUUCCACUCCAAGUAUACAGCAGUCAUGCCUACACUUGGUUUCAACUCUCAAGAUCCCAGGUUUGUGUCACUAUUCACCCUAUCAAGGUUAGCUAUAUGGGUUGGUUUGCUUGAUCUCAAAUACAGUGUUUGUCCUCCAUGCCCCACCAGGUCUGUAUUGUAAAUGUUCAUGAGUGAUUCUCAUUUCAGACUCUCAGCUCUCUGUCUCUUUCUCUCCUCCUCUCUCUCUCUCUCUUUCUUUGGCCACCGUACAAUGCUUAUUUGUCCCCAUGCCAGUUUCCUCUGCGUUGCUUCUUGUAAAAGGGUGUAGGCAUUCUAAUGUCUUUCAUGUUGCUGUAAUAAAUAUGCUAA
Messenger RNA from Morone saxatilis (striped sea-bass), 6882 nucleotides. RefSeq names its product eph receptor A4b (gene epha4b). Gene Ontology annotation, biological process: axon guidance; protein phosphorylation; cell surface receptor protein tyrosine kinase signaling pathway. Gene Ontology annotation, molecular function: transmembrane-ephrin receptor activity; protein binding; ATP binding. The record is from RefSeq and is a predicted model, not a curated record. Lineage: Eukaryota; Metazoa; Chordata; Actinopteri; Moronidae. Gene Ontology annotation, cellular component: plasma membrane; neuron projection.